Messenger RNA from Fusarium keratoplasticum, 1002 nucleotides. RefSeq names its product Methyltransf-11 domain-containing protein. Gene Ontology annotation, molecular function: S-adenosylmethionine-dependent methyltransferase activity. Gene Ontology annotation, biological process: methylation. The coding region runs from base 1 to 1002 and encodes 333 amino acids. The record is from RefSeq and is a predicted model, not a curated record. NCBI's taxonomy places the organism in Eukaryota, Fungi, Ascomycota, Sordariomycetes, Hypocreales, Nectriaceae. The transcript has 4 exons.
AUGACCACCGCAGUUCCUAACGACCAGGCCACCGACCUGAGCAAGCAAUAUGACACUCCUCUCGGUCUCGCCCACUCCACCAUGCAAGCUCUCAAGGACAGGAUCAAGCUCCACUAUGACUUGGCCAGUGACUACUACCUGAGUUUGUGGGGCGAGCACAUCCACCACGGGUACUGGCCAACUCCAGAAUCCCAGGAAACGCAGACGAAAGAACAGGCGCAGAUAAAUCUCAUUCGAUUACUACUCGAAACCUCAGAGCUUCCGUCCAACACGACCGUUCUCGACGUAGGAUGUGGCAUCGGCGGGACGUCUCGCUAUCUAGCCUCUGAGCAUGGCUGCUCUGUCACCGGCAUCACCAUCUCGCCCAAGCAAGUCGAGAUCGCAAACCGGCUCACCAAAGCCACAAAUGAAGAACAUUCACAGGCAGGCUUGAGUAAGAGCCCAGAUGACGGUGGCUUCACCCAACUGGGUACCGGAAAGGUCCGGUUUCUCGAGCUGGAUGCCGAAAAGAUGGGCGACUUCUUUGACGACCAGCAAGGAUCCUUUGACGCUGUGUGGAUAAGUGAAGCGCUAAGUCAUUUCCCAAACAAAGCCUUGUUCUUUGAGAAUGCGAAAAAGGUCCUCAAACCGGGAGGUAAGCUGGUGUUGGCGGACUGGUUCAAAGCCGAGGACCUAGACGAGGCGGCCUUUGUCAACGACAUCAAGCCCAUUGAAGAUGGCAUGCUUCUUCCCCCACUCUGUACCCAGCAAGGCUAUAUCGAUUUUGCGAACCAGGCAGGGCUCGACAUCUUCUCUGGUCCAAACGAUAUCAGCCAAGAGGUCCGAAAGACAUGGGACAUUACCUGGUCACUUGUCCAAAAUCCAUCGCUUUGGGCAUUCGCCUUCACACAGGGCCGUGAUGGCAUCGCUUUCUUGCAGUCAUUUCGCGCCAUGAGACGUGGAUAUGCGAAUGGGACUUUUCGGUACGCUGUCAUGGCAUUUGUCAAAGGGGCAGAUAUUUAG